This is a messenger RNA of Nerophis ophidion (straightnose pipefish), 3537 nucleotides long. Its product is annotated as transcription factor Sp6-like. NCBI's taxonomy places the organism in Eukaryota, Metazoa, Chordata, Actinopteri, Syngnathiformes, Syngnathidae. Gene Ontology annotation, biological process: regulation of transcription by RNA polymerase II. Gene Ontology annotation, molecular function: DNA-binding transcription factor activity, RNA polymerase II-specific; RNA polymerase II cis-regulatory region sequence-specific DNA binding. The transcript has 2 exons. The coding region runs from base 319 to 1230 and encodes 303 amino acids. The record is from RefSeq and is a predicted model, not a curated record.
CUCAAGACUCAAGGUCUCCAGCAAAGUUCGUCUCAGACGUGAAAACCCUGCACCGAGUGUGUCGUCAUCACGAUGAUGGAAUGAAGAAUCCUCUUCACAUUACUCAAAUAUAUUCUUCUGUGAGGUUCUCGCUGCCGAUGGAAGACAAACACUGAGGUUUAUUCGGCUCAAUGGGACGCGCGACGAAAUAACACCGGCAAGGCGCGGCUUCGACGCGCAAACAGGAUUUUAUAGCUGCCUCCCUGCCGUGUGGUAAUCAUCGGGACAUUGCAGAAGAUACUCAACAACAACUUGAGAACGUUGCACCUGCAAGCUCAGAUGGCCCAUCACUAUGAGUCCUGGUUAAGAACAGCACCAUCUAGUGGCAACUCCGAAGACAUCAACAACAUCCCUUCGUGGUGGGAUCUCCAGAGGGAGGUUCACUCAGGGAACUGGAUUGACCUCCACACAGGGCAAGGUUUAGGUUUUCCUUCUGUGAGUCCAGGGAGCUCCAUGGGUCUGCAGUCCUCUUUAGCAUCCUACGGUUCCGACCCACAGCUCUGCUCCUUGCCUCUGACUCAGCAUGUACCGCCAUCGCACUCGCCUCACUUCUUCCCUCAGGACGGCUUCAAGAUGGAGCCUCUGCCUGCUGAAAUCCUGCAACAGGAGCCGCUCCCCCUGGAGGAGCCACAGGAGAAUGUUGGGUUGGCUCGCCCAAAGUCCCAGCGACGCGCUUCCAGAGGCGGCGGAACGGCGGCCUGUCGCUGCCCUAACUGCGUUCAUGCGGAGCAACUGGGUCAGAGCGCCGACGACAGCCGGAGGAAACACAUGCACAACUGCCACAUCCCCGGCUGUGGCAAAGCCUACGCCAAGACCUCCCAUCUCAAGGCUCACCUACGCUGGCACAGCGGGGACAGGCCCUUCGUCUGCAACUGGCUCUUUUGCGGCAAGCGGUUCACUCGUUCCGAUGAACUGCAGCGCCACCUGCAGACGCACACCGGCGCCAAGAAGUUCAGCUGCAUGCUGUGCCCUCGAGUGUUCAUGCGCAACGAUCACCUGGCCAAGCACAUGCGUACGCACGAUUCCACGGCCGGGCGCGGUGAGGAGAGGGUGAACGGAGAGGAAAAGGUGUUUGAUUCCUCCAAACCCCCUCAGUCAUCUUCAAACAUGUCCAUGCCUGACACCUCAGAGUCUUCCCUUAAGUUGAAGUGUAAGACAGAGUCCUCGGUCUCCAGUGGAACUGGACAGUGAACAUAAUUUCACAACCACCGUCAAGAUUUUAAAAGGUUUGUCUGUUGCACUUUGUGUCAUACAACUUGUACAAUGGAGUGUUUUAGGUUAAAAAGCUACUUGGAACGGAACGUGCUCUGCAAAAUGAUUUACAUUGAGCGAACCACAAACCGAUAAAUCAGAAAGGCUCUCAGUAGAGCUCAGACCUCUGCUGAGGUGAGUUUUUAUUUUGGUCCACCUGUAUGUUUGCAGGCCUGCUUUAUAGAGGGUGAUGUAAGUGUCAGAACCGCAGGGAAGUUUUCAUCAUGAUGCUCUAAAAAAAUCAGAGUUUCUCUUGUCAAUGAGGAAUAACAAACAAGGAUGGGAAUUUGCAUGAUAGUAGGUCUCCGCUAUUUUUUAUUCGUAUUCCAAGAACUCCCGACAAAGGCAAAAAAACCUGCUAAUAAUUAUGAAAAAGCUCUAGAGAGCCUCUUGUUUAUACAUGAAACCAGGGGUCUCCAACAGGCAGCAGAUUUUGAGUACUUGCCAAAACUCUUUGCUAUUUUUAAACGAGCUCUGUUGAGUCUAUUUAAUGACAAAACUAAAGUUGUCAGAUGAAUAUUUGUUUUAUGUAUAAUUAUUUUGUUUUUAAUCUCACUUAAAAAUUGAUGGCAUGGUCGAUCAAAAGAUUGACGUAUAUGACAAAAAAGGUGGCUUUGUAAACUCAUUUAAGUGUGACUUGAAAGUACCGUAUUUUUCAGACUACAAGGCGCUCUUAAAAUCCUUUCAUUUUCUCAAAACUCGACAGCGCGCCUUAUAACCCGGGGCGACUAAUGUACGGCAUCAUUCUGGUUGUGCUUACCAACCUCGAAGCAAUUUUAUUUGGUACAUGGUGAAAUAAUAAGUGUGAUCAGUAGAUGGCAGUCAUACGUAGGAGAUACGUGUAGGCUGCAAGAUGACGCCAGUAACCAACACCAAAACUUUAAAUGUUCUAUUGAGAAUAUAGAACAGGGGUCGGGAACCUUUUUGGUUGAGAGAGCCAAGAAGCCAAAUAUUUAAAAAUGUAUUUACAUAAGAGCCAUAUAAUUUCUUUUUAACACUGAACACAACUAAAAGCUUGCAUUUUUAAGUAAGACCAACAUUUCUAAAGUAUAAUAAGUCUCUUAUUAUUCGUAAUAACAUUGUUGUUCUGAAGCUAACUGUGGAGCGGUUGUGGCCUGUUGGUCUGCAGCGAAGCGGGGUGUUGCCAGGAUCGGUCUCGAAAUCAGCGACAGGUGCGUAAAUGGCCCACCUGAGCCUUGUUAUCUUAUCACCUGUCGCUCGGUUUAUAAGCAGCAGCCAGGAGGAGAGAAUGGAUUAGGGCUGGAGCCAGAGUGCGAGCGAGAAUGAAGGAGAAAAAGACAAUUGCUGGAAAGCAACUGAGAGACUUAAUGAAAAAUAAAACAAUAUUGUAACCCUGAAACAGGCUCUCAUGUCGGUGCUUGGUGGUCUGAAGAACCCCCGGGAUGGAUCGUCCCACACUCACCAAUAAUAGAUAAAUCACUUCUUACCAUUAACACAACUUCUUGAACAUAAAAAAGCAUGAGAAUAUUUUAUAUGUUGAACGUUAUUUUUAACACUGUGAUUACAAGUGGAAUUAUUCAUUAUUUAUCUUGUCAGGUAAUAUCAGCUCAGAUUUAUCCGAGAGCCAGAUGCAGUCAACAAAGAGCCACAUCUGGCUCGCGAGCCAUAGGUUCACUACCCCUGAUAUAGAACAUAACACAAGGCGCUCAAAAAACUGUCAAAAUGUUUUUAGUACGACUUUGGUAAGCUAUGAAGCCGCACCACUUGAUGGAUUGUCGGCGCUUUAAACAUACAAAUAUUAUUAUGGUGCGUGUAUAAGAACCGCAAAAUGGACGUUCUGUUUUGCAAUAUUAUGCAAAACCAACUUUUCUUACCUUCUGUUACCUGCUGAUGUGUAUUUGGGAUCUGCAUAAUUCCUGAAAUUGCACACAAGUCCACCAUUGUAGUCCGUGCCGACACCGUACUCAUAAGUUUCUUCUUUUUCUCUAUCUUCUUAUGUGGCAUUCAUCUUCCGCUGUUGACAUUCCUCAUAUAAAGUAGCGUAAAGUUCUUACUUAUAUAUGUCAGUAGACUACCUAUAAAAGUGCUACAAACUGUAGUGUGUUUACAUAAUUCACCCACGGAACUUUAGUUAUGAGAGGCUUCCGGUCGGAUGUUUUUUCACGGGACAUAUUUCCUGGGUUAAUUUGCAUUAUUUAGCCACGGAAUAGAUGAUUAAUACAUCCAUUUUACUCCUCUGUUAUUGAUUUAAGUAAAAUCUGAAUGUCAUUAAAACAGUUAGCUACA